AAGCUGUUGAGCUCUGCACCUUCGUUUCAGAGAGAAAUGAAGACAGCAGUGUGAACCAUAGAAGGCAUCCAACCCCUGCUGACUGGGAGUUACUCCCAGAAGGCUGUCCUUCUGCAGUUGCCAGGCAACAAGUGUAAACAGCACCAGAUCAUGGCCACUAACUACAGCGCCAACCAGUAUGAAAAAGCUUACUUACCCAGGUACCUGCAAAAUUGGUCUCCUGCCAAACCAACAAAAGAGAAAAUCGCUGCCCAUGAAGGCUACACUCAGAUCAUCGCCAACGAUCGAGGUCAUCUCUUGCCUUCAGUGCCCCGUUCCAAGGCAAGUCCUUGGGGUUCUUUCAUGGGCACCUGGCAAAUGCCCCUGAAGAUACCACCUGCUCAGGUGUCCUUGACUGCCCGUACAACUGCUGCUGCUGACUCCCUCACCAAAUGGAUACACAAGAAUCCUGAGCUACUCAAUGCCUGUAAUGGGCUGCGUCCUGCAAUCUCAGGCAAGCCCUUUGACCUCAACAGUCAGAAGAAACAGAAAUCUGUCACAAAGACUGUACAACAAGCACCAAAUCCAACCAUAAUUCCUAGCUCCCCGGUUAUCCAAGGAGACAACCCAGAUGAAACUCAAAGUCCACACCCCUCUGCAGGUCACACUCCAGGCCCCCAAACUCCAGCCAACUCUCCCAAGAACCCACCUCUGAGCCCAUGUUAA
Grammomys surdaster is the source of this 705-nucleotide messenger RNA. It is a transcript of the gene Cfap126, whose product is annotated as cilia and flagella associated protein 126. Gene Ontology annotation, biological process: cilium organization. The record is from RefSeq and is a predicted model, not a curated record. The transcript is spliced from 6 exons. Gene Ontology annotation, cellular component: ciliary basal body. Lineage: Eukaryota; Metazoa; Chordata; Mammalia; Rodentia; Muridae. Bases 151 to 705 code for a protein of 184 amino acids.